GUUUCAUUUUGUUGGAUAGUGACACACCGCUCGAUAAUGGGAGAAAGAAAGGCUGUCAAUAAGUAUUACCCUCCGGAUUGGACCCCAGAACAGGGCUCACUUGACAGAUAUCAUGGACAACACCCGUUACGUGAACGAGCUCGAAAGCUUGGCCAAGGAAUUCUCAUUAUUAGAUUUGAGAUGCCCUAUAACAUAUGGUGUGGAGGAUGUGGAAAUCAUAUUGGAAUGGGUGUACGGUACAAUGCAGAAAAGAAAAAAGUUGGUAACUACUACACCACACCCAUUUACAGAUUCCGGAUGAAAUGUCACCUUUGUGAUAAUCACUUUGAAAUAGAAACUGAUCCAAAGAACUGUGAUUAUGUUAUUGUGAGUGGAGCUAGAAGAAAAGAAGAAAGAUGGGAACCAUCAGCAACAGAAACUGUUGAACUAACAGACAAGGAGGAUGUCAAGAAAAUGGCAAUUGAUGCAAUGUUUAAAUUGGAACAUGGUGUUCAAGAUCAAGAGAAGUCCAAGAAAGCUUUACCUACUUUAGCACAGCUUAAGGAAGUUCAGUCUGUAUGGGAUGAUGAUUACGCAGCUAAUCAGCUUCUUAGAAAGAAAUUUCGCGAGCAGAAACAGGAUUUGAAUGCUCAAGCCAUGAAAGACAACGAGUUGAAAGACAGGGGAGCGCUGGACGUAAGUCUUGUGCCAGAAAGAGAGGAAGACAUCGAACUCGCGAAUAGGAUAAGAUAUCAUGGAAAAGGUUUUGACGGGCAUCGCCGUAAGCGUCGGUCUGAAAUCAACGACAGGCCAUUGUUUGAUACAAAGGGAAAAUCCGAGGAAAAAAGACAAAAAAUCAAGCAACUUCUCGGAAAACGGAGACAAAUCAAGGUCAAUUCUUUUUCAACACCUGCCAAGUCGAAGAAUGAACUUACCAUCCAGGGAUCGUUUGGUAUUAAAGUUCGAAGGACAAAGCUCAAUAAUAGCGAGAGCGCAGACAAUAGUACUUAUAAGGACCCUUCAGUUGAAGACCUUUCAAAUGGUCCCAUCGUGAAUCAAACAGUGAUUUCUUCUGAACUAGAUUCGCAGAGAAACAUUGAGAUAACUGGAAAUACAUCAUCUGAAACGGAAGUUCGUGCGGCUAGGUCCCCGGAUGCGACGUCUCAAAGCGUCAAACAAACACAGAAUUGCCUCGCAAACCAAUUAAAACAGGAGGAAAACUACAAUACCCCGGAUGGAAGCUCUGAAGACUCAGAGCUGGAUAGAAAAUCUUAUAUUAGUUCUUUGGUGUGCUGCGAUUACGCCGACUCUAGUGACGCUUCAGAUGAUCAUACAUAACACGCUCAGGAAAUAUUUCAUUUAAGAUACACGAGUGACGUAUUGUCACGAAAAAUUCCUGUUUCGCCUUGCGGAUCAUUUUGCUCUUGACCGUGUAUUCAACUUCUAUUAAAAACUCGCGAGCCUCUCGGCCCUACUUGGGAAUGAGUUCCAGAUUUACCACUGCGUUGCAAACUCCAAUUCGUUUUCGACACUACGUAUCUCACGGUUUAAAAAUAGCAGGCGAGGGGCAAAUGCGUCCUAAUGUAUGCGGCACAUCUGAUCAAAUAAAAACUCUAAUCAAAGUAGAAAGUCAUACAAGUGGGUACGGUGGGUGUCUUGCAUUUUUAUCGCCUUCAUUAAUGGUUUUGUUUUGCCGUGACAUGUUUUUUUCAAUCUGUUAGCUAUAAAUGACUAUGUGUGUGUUUGUUGUGUGGUUUUCAGCGAUAGUUGAAGAUUAUUUGUAGAAGGAAGCUGGUGUCGUUUCGCGAGACUUUAUUUGCAGUUUCGAUGCUGUAUACCAAUACUCCUUACAUUGCUUACGUUGAAUUAGCUAAUCAAAAUUCCGGUCAGUUCUGAAACUUGAUAUUUUUAAUCUAUAUAUGAGACGAUGAUUGCUAGUGAAAUU
Stylophora pistillata is the source of this 1924-nucleotide messenger RNA. RefSeq names its product coiled-coil domain-containing protein 130 homolog. Gene Ontology annotation, cellular component: U2-type spliceosomal complex; post-mRNA release spliceosomal complex. The record is from RefSeq and is a predicted model, not a curated record. Lineage: Eukaryota; Metazoa; Cnidaria; Anthozoa; Scleractinia; Pocilloporidae. Gene Ontology annotation, biological process: mRNA splicing, via spliceosome.